This is a messenger RNA of Folsomia candida, 1687 nucleotides long. Its product is annotated as non-reducing polyketide synthase PKS19-like. Gene Ontology annotation, biological process: fatty acid biosynthetic process; secondary metabolite biosynthetic process. Lineage: Eukaryota; Metazoa; Arthropoda; Collembola; Entomobryomorpha; Isotomidae. The record is from RefSeq and is a predicted model, not a curated record. The transcript has 3 exons. Gene Ontology annotation, molecular function: fatty acid synthase activity. Bases 115 to 822 code for a protein of 235 amino acids.
GCACAGAGAACUGGACGGUAUUUAAGCCGUCAGUUUUCCUUAAUUUGUGGCAGUAUUUAAUUGGUUGGUGUACUAAUCUAACGUGGCUCAAAUUACUUAAUUAAAUUCGUUAAGAUGGAAGGCCCAGCUUACGAGAUGCUCAGCUUAAUUGGGGCCACAUUCAGUGAUCCUGACACUCCAGGUUUCGAUAAGGUGGUCGACAGCCUUUCCGACGCCAAGUUAAUCCAUGCAACCGCACCAACGGUAAACGACCUGACUUAUGCCCUUCAAGAAAUGGCGCUCUUGAAAGAUUCCAAUUUGACCUCGUUAUCAAAAUCCGGUUUAACCAUCACUUCCAACGAUACCGCCGAGUAUCGAAAAUGUGUCCUUUACUCCAGUAAAUCGGACCUUGUCGACACCCUCGAUAAAAUAUCUCCUCCCAUGACCCCGAUUCCAUCCAAGCCGCCAAAACUAUGCUACCUCGUGACCUGCCAGGGCACCCACUUUCCCACAAUGGGCCGCCAAGUAUACCACGCCAGUACCGUUUUUCGCCAUCAUUUCGAUUUUUGUGCCGCUCUGGUAAAAUCUGAAUACGCCAUCGACAUCAAGGCCUUCCUUCUGGAGGAAGUUGACGAAAAUGUCGUCCCGGACUGGAUGAAGUCGCCGGUCAACUUUCUCCCCUACCUGCUCGCCCUGCAGUUCGCCCUCUUCAAACUUUGGGAAUCAUGGGGGAUUAAACCCGAUUAUGUUCUUGGUCUAAGUUUUGGCGAAUACGGCGCUGCCGCAAUGGCAGGAAUGAUCACGAUUGAAGAGUCGUUUCGCCUCGUCAUGACGCGUGUGUGACUAAUGACUGAUCACAUUCAAGAGCAAGCCUUCUGCGUGGGAAUGAUGGAUAAAAAGAGAUUUGAGGAAAUUGUCGCUGAGGCGAGGAAGGAUGAAGGAAUGGAAGAUAUUUGGUUUGAAAUUGCUGCCAUUAAUUCCCCAAAGCAGACAUGUGUCGUCAGCAAUGAGAAGUAUAUCGAUAAGUUGGUCGAAACCUGUAAAAAGCAUGGCAUUAAGACCAUCAAGAAUCCCUACCAUCCAUACCACUCCUCUCUCACAAUGCCAAUUAUACCAGAAUUUGGCGAAACCACAUCCGCUAUCAAUUACCAACCCGCCAAAUGCAAAUAUAUCUCCACCGUUAACGGAAAAAUGUGGGACAAACUGGACAAACAGUAUUUUCUCGACCACUUGACGGGAACAGCGGAAUUUAUUUUGGCCGUUGAAACCGCUGUGGCGGAGGAGAUCACUCAUUUCAUGGAAAUAGGACCACACCCCAUCCAGAUUCAAAUGGUGAAGGACAUCCUGUCCAACAACGACCCACAAACGAGCAGUAAAUACAGUUUCUACACUUCCCUAAAAAAGAAGGUGGGUGACAGGGUCGCAUUGCUGAAUAGUUUGGGUCGCUUGUAUUCCGCCGGAUAUGAAGUUGAUUGGGAGGAAGUAGAAAAAUUUCAAUCCCAAAAUCUUAGUAUUUAACGAUGUUUAUUAAUUAAGCAGACAUUUCUUUGGUAUACUCAUUGUGUAGCUGUAUGUUUAUUAAUUGUAUGCUCAGCCAGAGUAGGCGUUAUUAUACAUAUAGCAUUUUACAUGAUUAUCAUAAAAGCUAAACGAACAUAGAUAAUCUUUAAAAGAAAACAAUAAACGAUUUUUAAAGUUAACUUCUAAA